Messenger RNA from Mandrillus leucophaeus (drill), 2088 nucleotides. It is a transcript of the gene CD99L2, whose product is annotated as CD99 molecule-like 2. The record is from RefSeq and is a predicted model, not a curated record. The transcript has 14 exons. NCBI's taxonomy places the organism in Eukaryota, Metazoa, Chordata, Mammalia, Primates, Cercopithecidae. Bases 1 to 1170 code for a protein of 389 amino acids.
AUGGACAGUGGUGCUCACCUGAUGGGCAUCUUCAGCAGUGGUGGGGGUGGUGGCAAGGCCCCUCCACAGCUGAUUUUGAUCAUGGCCCUAAGAUUCAGGGCAAUGGAUGUAAGCCACACGGGAGAUUUCGGCUUCAUCUCAGGGAGACCCCAGACCCCACUGUUCCUUAGGGGGUUCCACUAUGGCCUCCUGCAGGGAACGGCGGGUGGGGACAGAGUGCGGGGCUCCGUGCUGGACGGUGUCUGGAGGGGCCCCGAGGGAACCACCCUUCACCGGGAGAACACCAAGGCCAGAAGGGGAAGAGCCCUGCUCAAGGUCACCCGGCAGGAAAUCGGUGCCCACCGGCGCUGCCGCCUCCUGCUCUCCGGCACUGGUGACUCACUGCUCCAGGUCCGCGGGGCCACCUCCUUCGGUCUCGAGGACCGGGUUUUAGGAUCUGGGGACUUUGAUGAUUUUAACCUGGAGGAUGCAGUGAAAGAAACUUCCUCAAUAAAGCAGCCAUGGGAUCACACCACCACCACCACAACCAAUAGGCCAGGAAUCACCAGAGCUCCAGCAAAACCUCCAGGUAGUGGAUUUGACUUGGCUGAUGCUUUCGAUGAUCAAGAUAAUGGCCGCAGGAAACCGGGUAUAGGAGGAAGAGAGAAAUGGAACCAGGUAACCACCACGACCAAGAGGCCAGUAACCACCAGAGCUCCAGCAAAUACUUUAGGAAAUGAUUUUGACUUGGCUGAUGCCUUGGAUGAUCGAAAUGAUCGAGAUGAUGGCCGCAGGAAACCGAUUGCUGGAGGAGGAGGUUUUUCAGACAAGGAUCUUGAAGACAUAGUAGGGGGUGGAGAAUACAAACCUGACAAGGGUAAAGGUGAUGGUCGGUACGGCAGCGAUGACGACCCUGGAUCUGGCACGGUGGCAGAGACCGGCACCAUUGCAGGGGUGGUCAGCGCCCUGGCCAUGGCCCUCAUUGGCGCCGUCUCCAGCUACAUCUCCUACCAGCAGAAGAAGUUUUGCUUCAGCAUUCAGCAUGCAGCAGAAGGUCAAGAGGGUCUCAACGCAGACUACGUGAAGGGAGAGAACCUGGAAGCCGUGGUGUGUGAGGAACCCCAAGUGAAAUACUCCGCGUUGCACACACAGUCUGCAGAGCCGCCACCACCCGAACCAGCCAGGAUCUGAGGGCCCUGUCCAGCUGUAGGCGUGCACAGUGGUGCCACCGCUUGUCACCCGGCUCCCCCCUUCUCCCCACCCUUCAUUUGGACCCACAGCUGCUGUGCUGCUCUGUGUCGUCGGCUCCUUGUUGGUCUAAGUUUUCCGGACGAGCUCUGGGGGUUUGUGAGUUUGGUUUCUCUGCCCUGCCACAGGUGCUCUGAGACUUGGUGCCGAAAUUCAAGAGCCAGCUCUGAUAGAAAGCCAGCACCAGCCUCGGGAACUGCUGAGCCACCAACUCCCAAAGCCAGCCUGCCUCCAGCUUUACUGAGCACAGGAUGUGGGGGCCAAGAUGGUGCUGGGGCUGGAUGACAUGUAUGCUUAGGGGACAAGAGUUGGAACCCAUGGGACUGUGACCCCUGCACACUGGAGUGGCUCACUGUGGCAGGUUUCUGCCAAUAGCCCCUGACGGUGACCUCAAGGAGCUGCAGGUGGGGAACUCAGCCUGCACCCACUUCACUUGGAGCCCCUGCAAGGAGCGAACCAGUCAGCACCAAGUAACAGCACGCGCACGCAGCACCCAGGAUGAUGGUUUCACUUCGGUCUUCCCCAUCCCGGCUUUUAUGUUGCUGGGCUUCCAGGGAGCCGGUGCAAGUGGAGACUUUCAGUUAUUUAAGUGCAGACAUGUAUCUCAUGAUAGUCCUGCCCUGAGAGUUUAGAAAUCCUCUGGAUAAGUAUGAAGCAAUUCAUAGGCCUGUUUCCCAUCUGAUUCCAUAGGGGACUGGAUGUGGCCUUAGGGGUGACAUGAUAAAGGUCUUUAGGAAUCAUUUCUGCAUUGGAGAUGAGUUUUAUCCUGUGCUGGGGAGAGGUGCGCACCCUCCACCCUGUAUCUAUUCCUAUUUUGGUAGCAAGAGCUACCGAUGUCAAGAACGAGCAUCAAAGCCAGAA